Alligator sinensis (Chinese alligator) is the source of this 860-nucleotide messenger RNA. It is a transcript of the gene AP2S1, whose product is annotated as adaptor related protein complex 2 subunit sigma 1. Gene Ontology annotation, biological process: intracellular protein transport; clathrin-dependent endocytosis. Lineage: Eukaryota; Metazoa; Chordata; Crocodylia; Alligatoridae. Gene Ontology annotation, cellular component: AP-2 adaptor complex; intracellular membrane-bounded organelle; membrane coat. The record is from RefSeq and is a predicted model, not a curated record. Bases 21 to 449 code for a protein of 142 amino acids. The transcript is spliced from 5 exons. Gene Ontology annotation, molecular function: clathrin-cargo adaptor activity.
CUGUGCGGGGUCGGGCCGUCAUGAUUCGCUUCAUCUUGAUCCAGAACCGGGCCGGCAAGACGCGCCUGGCCAAGUGGUACAUGCAGUUCGACGACGACGAGAAGCAGAAGCUCAUCGAGGAGGUUCACGCCGUGGUGACUGUGCGGGAUGCCAAGCACACCAACUUCGUGGAGUUCCGGAACUUCAAGAUCAUCUACCGGCGCUACGCGGGGCUGUACUUCUGCAUCUGCGUGGACGUGAACGACAACAACCUGGCAUACCUGGAAGCCAUCCACAACUUCGUGGAGGUCCUGAAUGAAUAUUUCCACAAUGUCUGCGAGCUCGACCUGGUGUUCAACUUCUACAAGGUUUACACUGUGGUGGACGAGAUGUUCCUGGCCGGCGAGAUCCGCGAGACGAGCCAGACCAAAGUCCUGAAGCAGCUCCUCAUGCUACAGUCACUGGAAUGAGCUGCCCGACCCCUCCCCGCUCCCUGCACCCCUCCAUCUUCACCCUGCCGGGCUCGUCUCGCGCUCGGUCCCGGGAUCGGCGACUGCCCAAAACGAACGUCGCUGCUCUCAGCUGGGAAGGGAUGCUGCUCCCGGGAAUCACAAAUGAGUCACAGAUUCCAGGCCCGCGUGCGCCCUGCCCGGCCUGCGCUCCCCCAGGGACAGACAUAGGGGCGCAGAUCCCUGGGGGCAGGCAGGCGGGCCAGCUGUCUCACGCCCCUGCCCUCCACCCAGCCAUCUCCCCGUUCAUCUAAACGUGUUGUGCUGCCUGCCUAGAAGAGGGACCAUAGCUCUGUGUUCGCCGUGGGCAAGCAGCUGCUUUGUCCGUGGCCGGUGGAGCGAUUGUAUUGAAAUAAAUGUCUGUGAAACGUU